Molecule: messenger RNA, 1242 nt
Organism: Lithohypha guttulata
Lineage: Eukaryota; Fungi; Ascomycota; Eurotiomycetes; Chaetothyriales; Trichomeriaceae
Exons: 2
Coding region: 1-1242 (413 amino acids)
Molecular function (GO): catalytic activity; molybdenum ion binding; pyridoxal phosphate binding
Source: RefSeq, a predicted model, not a curated record
AUGGGUAGUGCAGGGCAGGAUAUGGCAAAGAUGCGCGUCAAGGAGGUGCGCAUUUACCCUAUCAAGUCGAUCAGAGGUGUCAGCUUGCAGUCCUCUCAAGCCACGGCGAUGGGAUUCUUCUACGACCGAAUCUUCAUGUUACAGCGAGUGAAGGAUGACAAGAAUAUGCAUGUGCCUCACUUUCCUUCAAUGUGCCUCUUCACCACUCAGCUGUCUCCUUCAGAUGCGCAUCCUGAUAAAGUACUUGUCCGCUUUGCCCUAGAUCAUACCUUUGACCAGCCAGAGAAGAGAUUACCUAAAGAGGAGGAAGUCCUCGAAGUACCCUUAGCGCCGGACGUGGAUGGGCUUAAGACGGUUGAAUACACGCUGCAUCAAACAGUAACAAAAGGAUACGUCAUGCCAGAGAAGAUGUGCAAAUGGUUCAGUGAUCGAUUUGGAUUCGAGGUCAGAUUGAACUACAUUGGCGGCAACAAGCGUGAGGUUCUUGGCACUGUGAAUCCGAAUGCACCUCAGGUCUAUGUCGGAGAUCCAGAUCCCAAGAAAGCAGCUGCUCAGAAAUCAUCCUCCAGCGAUGGUGGUUGGCUAGGUGGUAUCAAAGCAGGAGUUGAAAACCUGGUUGGAACAGUCGCAAGCUACGCUGGAGUGGAAGGAUACAAAGGCGUCAACGAUGGAAUAACUUACGCGGACCUAGCACCAUUCCUCGUUGUGAAUUGGAAGUCCUUCUUGGAGGCACAAGAACGCGUCGGGACCACCAUUGACAUGGAGAAGUUCAGGCCAAAUAUCGUGGUCGAGGGAGCUGAGGAUAAGUGGGAAGAGGACUACUGGAACGAAAUUAGUAUUGGAUCCGAGGAGAGUGGCAGUCGAAUAGUUUUUACGGCCAAUUGUCCCAGGUGUGCUAGCAUAAACGUCGAUUAUGCAACAGGCAGACCAGCUGAGGAUGCUCAAGGUCAGCUCCUGAAGUCGUUGCAGUCAGACAGAAGAGUCGAUCCAGGCAUGAAAUACUCGCCCUGCUUUGGGAAGUAUGGAUUUUUGUCACAGAAGAAUGGGAUGCGGCCAACUCAUCCUAUCACGAUCACAGUUGGUGAUGUGGUGGAAAUCACGAAGAAGAACGACAGGAUGACCCAUCUCUGUAAGUCAAAAGCCUCUAUUCCGUCUACUUUACCUACUAUGUCCCAUGAGGAUGCCCCUAUUUCGCCUUGUAUCCAGAUUCAAACACCGUCUUGCAACAAUCUCUCUAGUUAA